AUGACAGAGAGAAAGUGUGUUGACGACGAAACACGAGAGCAAUUCGUUGCGCAAAAAUUCCACAAUCACUGUAUCGAAUAUCCAUGUAAAACAUUGGCAAACAUUGUUCGGCCUAGAUUUCGAGUCUGA
This is a messenger RNA of Haemonchus placei, 129 nucleotides long. The record is from the annotation of a GenBank genome assembly. NCBI's taxonomy places the organism in Eukaryota, Metazoa, Nematoda, Chromadorea, Rhabditida, Trichostrongylidae.